AUAAAACUGGAAUUCCUGAGCGGAUCUGCUUCCUGACCGCGGGUUUCCAAUUCUUUCGGCUUCAUAUUCAGUGAGAGUGACAGACACGAAAAGAGAAGAGAGAGAAGAUGAACAUAUUCAGGCUAGCCGGGGAUAUGACUCAUUUGGCCAGUGUUCUUGUAUUGCUCCUCAAGAUCCACACAAUUAAAUCUUGUGCUGGCAUUUCCCUGAAGACUCAGGAACUUUAUGCCAUUGUGUUUGCUACUCGCUAUUUAGAUCUUUUCACCGACUACAUCUCACUCUACAAUACACUGAUGAAAUUAAUUUUCCUGGGAAGCUCUUUCUCAAUUGUGUGGUAUAUUCGGCAUCACAAAAUUGUACGAAGAUCCUAUGACAAGGACCAAGACACUUUUCGCCACUAUUUCCUUGUGCUGCCUUGCUUCCUUUUAGCCCUAGUCAUAAACGAAAAGUUUACCUUCAAAGAGGUGAUGUGGACAUUUUCAUUGUUCUUGGAAGCUGUUGCCAUCCUUCCUCAGCUUGUCUUGCUACAGAGAACGAGAAAUAUUGACAACUUGACUGGGCAAUAUGUUUUUCUUCUUGGUGCAUACCGCUCGUUAUACAUUUUCAACUGGAUAUACCGCUACUUUACUGAACCACACUAUGUGCACUGGAUAACAUGGAUUUCGGGGCUAGUUCAGACACUGCUUUAUGCUGAUUUCUUCUAUUAUUACUUCCAAAGCUGGAAGAAUAAUGUGAAGCUCGAACUGCCUGCUUGAGAAUUUGUAUCCGAACAAGAUGCCGAUAGUUUUGAGCGUCUUGCCAUACGUUGGACCACUCUUUAGAUGCCCUGCAUUCUGGCUAUGGUCAUUAACUGCCUCCAGCUUGUUCUCUGUUUUCCAAUGGGUCUUGAGAGGAGAAGCAGAACAUUUUUCUUUUUUUCCUUUUUAUUACCUCAAGGAGCAGUUUAUUNUUUGUGUCCGUUUUUAUUUUUGAUUUUUUUUUUUU
Molecule: messenger RNA, 984 nt
Organism: Striga asiatica
Lineage: Eukaryota; Viridiplantae; Streptophyta; Magnoliopsida; Lamiales; Orobanchaceae
Source: the annotation of a GenBank genome assembly